Molecule: messenger RNA, 4986 nt
Organism: Chelmon rostratus (copperband butterflyfish)
Lineage: Eukaryota; Metazoa; Chordata; Actinopteri; Chaetodontiformes; Chaetodontidae
Gene: ap2b1
Product: adaptor related protein complex 2 subunit beta 1
Exons: 22
Coding region: 118-2979 (953 amino acids)
Biological process (GO): intracellular protein transport; vesicle-mediated transport
Cellular component (GO): clathrin adaptor complex; membrane coat
Molecular function (GO): clathrin binding
Source: RefSeq, a predicted model, not a curated record
AUCACACUCCAUAUUCUCCAUCUUCCUCCAACUAGGAAAGGGACCAACCUGCGCCUUCCACCCACCGUAACAUUUUCCCGCUGACAUACACGCAACCAGACGCGAAGGACCACAAUCAUGACGGACUCCAAAUAUUUCACAACAAACAAAAAAGGGGAGAUCUUUGAACUGAAGGCCGAGCUGAACAAUGAGAAGAAGGAGAAGAGGAAAGAGGCAGUGAAGAAGGUCAUUGCUGCCAUGACUGUCGGCAAGGAUGUCAGUUCAUUAUUCCCAGAUGUGGUGAACUGCAUGCAGACCGACAACCUGGAGCUGAAGAAGCUGGUCUACCUCUACCUAAUGAACUACGCCAAGAGUCAGCCUGACAUGGCCAUCAUGGCCGUCAACAGCUUUGUCAAGGACUGUGAGGACCCCAACCCUCUGAUCCGGGCUCUGGCUGUCCGCACCAUGGGCUGCAUCCGGGUGGACAAGAUCACCGAGUACCUGUGUGAGCCACUGAGGAAGUGCCUGAAGGAUGAAGACCCUUAUGUGAGGAAGACAGCAGCUGUUUGUGUGGCUAAGCUUCAUGACAUCAAUGCCCAGAUGGUGGAGGACCAGGGCUUCCUGGACUCCCUGAGAGAUCUCAUUGCUGAUUCAAAUCCCAUGGUUGUGGCCAACGCCGUCGCUGCCCUGUCUGAGAUCAGCGAGUCUCACCCCAACAGCAACUUGCUGGACCUCAAUCCCCAGAACAUCAACAAGCUGCUGACAGCCCUCAACGAGUGCACGGAGUGGGGACAGAUCUUCAUCCUGGACUGCCUGUCCAACUACAACCCCAAGGAUGAGCGCGAGGCCCAAAGCAUCUGUGAGCGCGUCACUCCCCGCCUGUCUCACGCCAACUCCGCCGUGGUGCUGUCAGCUGUCAAGGUGCUGAUGAAGUUCUUGGAGCUGCUGCCAAAGGACUCCGACUACUACAACACCUUACUGAAGAAGUUAUCCCCACCGCUGGUCACCUUGCUCUCCGGAGAGCCUGAGGUCCAGUAUGUGGCUCUGAGGAACAUCAACCUCAUCGUCCAGAAAAGGCCCGAGAUCCUGAAGCAGGAGAUCAAAGUGUUCUUUGUCAAGUACAACGACCCGAUCUAUGUGAAACUGGAGAAACUGGACAUCAUGAUCCGCUUGGCCUCUCAGGCCAACAUUGCCCAGGUGUUGGCUGAGCUGAAGGAAUACGCUACAGAGGUGGAUGUUGACUUUGUGCGCAAGGCUGUGCGAGCCAUCGGACGCUGCGCCAUCAAGGUGGAGCAAUCAGCUGAGCGCUGUGUCAGCACCCUGCUGGACCUGAUCCAGACCAAGGUCAACUAUGUGGUACAGGAGGCCAUUGUGGUCAUCAGGGACAUCUUCCGCAAGUACCCCAACAAGUAUGAAAGCAUCAUCGCCACGCUGUGUGAGAACCUGGACUCUCUGGAUGAGCCUGAUGCUCGUGCUGCCAUGAUCUGGAUUGUUGGCGAGUACGCAGAGAGGAUCGACAACGCUGAUGAGCUGCUGGAGAGCUUCCUGGAGGGCUUCCAUGAUGAGAGCACCCAGGUCCAGCUCACUCUGCUGACUGCCAUUGUCAAGCUGUUCCUCAAGAAGCCAUCAGAGACUCAGGAGUUGGUGCAGCAGGUCCUCAGCCUGGCCACGCAGGACUCUGACAACCCCGACCUGCGUGACAGAGGCUACAUUUACUGGCGCCUGUUGUCCACCGACCCCGUGACUGCCAAGGAGGUGGUGUUGUCAGAAAAGCCCCUGAUCUCGGAGGAGACGGACCUGAUCGAGCCCACCCUCCUGGACGAGCUCAUCUGCCACAUCGGCUCUCUGGCGUCUGUCUAUCACAAACCUCCCAGCGCCUUUGUCGAGGGCAGCCAUGGAAUCCACCGGAAACACCUUCCUGUGCAGCACAGCAGCAUCGAUACGGGUGAGAGCCCAGUGAGCGGCGGACCGGCGGCCGCCAUGGACCAGCCGCAUGUGAUCCCCAGCCAGGGCGACCUGCUGGGCGACCUGCUGAAUCUGGACCUGGGCCCUCCAGUCAACGUGCCCCAGGUCUCCUCCAUGCAGAUGGGGGCGGUGGACCUUCUGGGAGGGGGCCUGGACAGCUUGCUGGGGGGAGACCUGGGCGGAGGUGUUGGGGGCAGUCCAGCAGUGGGACAGAACUUCAUCCCCUCAUCUGUUCCCAGUACUUUUGCUCCGUCACCUACACCGGCACCUCCAGCCGUCAGCAGUGGCCUAAACGACCUGUUUGAGCUUUCCACGGGCAUGGCCAUCACCACUGGAGGCUACGCAACCCCAAAAGCAGUGUGGCUGCCUGCAGUGAAAGCCAAAGGACUGGAGAUCUCUGGCACCUUCUCUCGCCGCCAGGGCCACAUGUACAUGGACAUGACCUUCACCAACAAGGCCCUGCAACACAUGACCGACUUCGCUGUCCAGUUCAACAAGAACAGUUUCGGGGUGAUCCCUACCAGUCCUCUGCCCAUUCACACUCCGCUGAUGCCCAGCCAGAGCAUCGAGGUCUCUUUGCCCAUCAACACCAUCGGGCCGGUCAUGAAGAUGGACCCGCUCAACAACCUGCAGGUGGCUGUGAAGAACAGCAUCGAUGUCUUCUACUUCAGCGUGCUCAUCCCUCUCAAUAUAUUCUUUGUUGAGGAUGGAAAAAUGGAGCGACAGGUGUUCCUUGCUACCUGGAAAGACAUCCCCAAUGAGAAUGAGCUUCAGUACCAGAUUAAGGAGUGCCACCUAAAUGCAGACACAGUAUCAGGGAAGCUGCAGAACAACAACAUCUACACCAUUGCCAAGAGAAACGUAGAAGGCCAGGAUAUGCUCUACCAGUCCCUCAAGCUAACGAACGGCAUCUGGAUCUUGGCUGAGCUCCGCAUUCAGCCUGGCAACCCCAACUACACGCUGUCUCUCAAGUGUCGGGCCCCCGAGGUUUCUCAGUACGUCUACCAGAUGUACGACUCUGUGCUGAAGAACUGACCCGCUCGAACGCUCAAACACUCAUCCGGCUUAACUUCAUCCUGACACACACAGCAGUGUUUUAUCGUUUUCUGCCAUCUGCUGCUGACUGCCAAAACAAAGGACUCCUAACAGUAAAUGAUGGACGUGAAGUCAUUUGGAAUAUUGGGUGUGUUUUUCCUCUGAGAGAGUUAAUAUGAAAGUACGUCAUUUGUACUGAAGUUAAACAGCACAAACACUGUUGAUGUUUCCUUUAUUUUGGCAGUUAAAACAUUUCUGAAUCCUCUUAUUCAGCUUCCCAUUUUGAUUUUUACCUGCCAGUGAGAACAUGUUAUCAUUCCAUCCUUAACUCAGUGUCUUCAUGUUGUAAAGGUGUAACUGAUGGUCCGACUGUCCAGAUUGGAAAGAAAUGCAUUUUAUUUUGUAGUGUGUGUGGCUCGCACUGUUUGCUUUUGAUUUAUUUUUGAUAUACCAGUGUUGAUCUGUUCCUUUUGCCAUUAACGUGUGAAGAGUCGAAUCCAACAAUGUGUCUGUCAGAGGCUACUCAUGUCUGUCCACAGCAGGUUUGUCUACUGGAGGUCAGAGCUGAUAAUUACUGUUUGAGACAUCCAAAACAGACCAACAUAAUGCAUCACAUUGAGCAGCAGAUGUGCUGCUGUUUAUCUCGCCAUGACUUAAACCGGCUUGUAUUUAAUAGGAUUACUUACAAUUUGUGCAGCAUUUAGAUGGAAAUGUGACUUUUUCCUCCGUAACGCUGAAACAUUGGAGAGUAAUUGAAAUACUUUGAGUGACAUUCCCAAAAUUACUGGCACUCCACCCGUUUCGCCUCAGCCACAUAUUAUUAUUCAGAAUAUUUGGCUUUUGUAAAGCAUUUUCUUUUAGUUCUUUUAAUGGUCAAAAAACACGUAAGAAAACAGGUGACAGGGAUGAUUGGAGAAUAUUAAAUGCAAAGAGAAAACGAAUAACCCAUCCAGUGUAGUGAGGCGUCUGCAGGCUGAGGAGGUGGAGGGAUGCUGAAGAGUCAGUCAAGAAGCUUUUGAGUGGGAAAUAGGACACCUGAUGUUGUUCUUGGGUAAAACCUCUAUUAUCCUCAGCUUCAAGUCUUUGCUCAUUAGCUUUGAACCACAACACAAACCACAGCAGCUACUGAUGAUGAACACACCAGUGCCACUCCGUUGUAAGAAUCAGCUGAUUCAUUUCACAUGCAAUCUUUGUAACAGCCACGUUUACUGUAACCACAUAGUUGCACUUGGCUUUAUACACCUAUAUUUUCAUUCCUAUUUAUUGUGCAUCUACCUCUGUGUGCUUUUUUUUAACUGGCUUCAUUCCUGCAGUAGCUUCAAUUCUUUAAUGUGCUUUAAAUGCCUCUGUCUUUUCUUUUGAUGUUUUUGUAAUUUUUCAUGCCAUUGUUGUCAAGCCAGUCUUACAGGACCAAGCAUCCACUCCAAUUAAAUGCCAAAUUUAUGUUUUAGUACAUCAGUGUCAAUAUAACCCUAUAAUGUUGGCGUUACUUGUCCUAUAGAACACGCCCUGAGGCACAGAGUUGUUCUAGUACAGUGUAGUCCAGUGAUAAUGUAGUUUGUGUAGCUAAUAAAUUAAAAUGUUUUGGUAUUACCCUGAAAAUGAAAUGAAAAACUCGACCUAUUCAACAGAAAUGGCUUUUUCAGCGAGUCAGUUGUGCUGGUGACACUAUUUUCCUACAUGGUAAUGUAAAAAUAUGUUUAUGUGCCUGCAUGAGCCCACUUUCCUUUUUAUCCUCCUCAUUUAGGCUGUGGAUUUGUUCCAUUGAGAAACUAAUCUCCCAUCUUUAUGUCUCUGUUAUACGUAGACCUUAUGCUUUUCAAGCAAUAUUGUCUAAAGCACUCCCACAAAUAGAAAUAAAACAGUUGCCAGCAGUGCAGAAUGUAUGGAGAGCUAACAUGGCAUCUUAUGAGAUGGAAUAUUUUAAGCAUCAUUGCUGUAACCUUGUUGUAAAUGAGUUGUAAUUGUCACAGUACCACAUGUCAAUAAAUUGUUAAACACAUGAUG